GUAUAUGAAUUCUAAUGAAAUAGUAGAGCAAAGUCCUUUCCCGUUUAAUUAUUUCUGUUAAAUCGUCUUUAAACAUAAAAGUUACAAAAACAAGUGCAAGAUUGUGCGUUAGUGUCAACAUGGCGACAGCAAAUGAAGUCCGCAGCCUAUUCGAAGCCAGGCUAAAGGAAGGUAUUCCAAAUCCUCCGGGGUCAUUCCACCCUCUAGACCUCGAAAAGGUCAAAGACGAAAAGUAUAUCAACAGAAUUAUUGCACAUUGCGAAAAUGACGCUCAACAAUCGGCUGAUAUGCUGUGGGAUAUUCUAACUUGGCGCAAAAACGUAGGCGCAAAUGACAUAAACGAGAAUACAAUCCGUCUAGAUUAUGUUAAGGACGGUAUCUUUUUUCCUAGAGGUAGAGAUGUCGAUGGGUCCUUGUUGCUAAUUCUAAAAUCAAAAAACCAUGUCAAAGGCCAAAAGGACAUGGACGAGAUAAAGAAAAUUAUAAUUUACUGGUUUGAUAGAAUAGAAAGAGAAGAAAACGGAAGGAAAAUUAGUCUUUUCUUCGACAUGGAUGGAUGUGGUUUGAGCAAUAUGGAUAUGGAGCUGAUUAAAUACUUAAUAACAUUAUUAAAAUGUUAUUAUCCAUACUUUUUAAAUUACAUUAUCAUAUAUCAAAUGCCGUGGGUUUUGACUGCUGCUUUCAAAGUUGUAAAGACCUUACUACCUGCAAAAGCUGUGGAGAAGAUGAGAAAUGUAACUAAAGACACAUUGAAGGAAGUAGUCGCUCCGGAACAGGCGUUGACCUGUUGGGGAGGGAAAGAUGACUAUACAUUUCAGUUCGUACCAGAGAAUAGAAGCCUAGAAUUAACUCCUCCUAAAAAAGUAACGUUUGCCGAACAAGGAGACAAUGCACAUUCCCCUGGAGAAAUGUUACGUCUCAACCCAAAUGAUAUAAUUGUAUUUAAGACAGACAACGAUGAAGUAUCUGGUCAAUUUACUAUUACUAACAUGGAUGAAAGUGCUGUGUCAUUCAAGAUCCGCACAACUUCUCCAGAGAAGUUCCGAGUCAGACCCAGUUCUGGGACUUUAGCCCCAGGGGCGUCUCAAACAGUUCUGAUUGUUGUGCAAUCUGGGUUCCAGAUGAGAACGGUGAGUAAAGAUAGGUUUCUGGUUAUGUCUGUGCAGAUUCCAAAAACAGAUCUCUCGCAGAAGGAGUUGAGUGAGGUCUGGCAGAAUUCUUGCGGAAGCAAAGUUGAUGAAUACCGUCUAAAAUGCCAAUUCCCAGAGAAAGAGUCACGUAACGGUAACUUGUUGGAAAGUAAACCGGAAAAAUCAGAAAUUAAUAAUGCUUUAUCAAGUUUGCAAUUAAAUUAUGAGAUUUUAAACAAGCAAAUUCAGAAAUUGAAGGUGUUUCAAUUCUUAACGAUGCUGAUGACUAUCAUUGCUGUCGUUUUAGGAUUUCUGAUUUACAAAAACGCAAACGAGAGUGGUAAUUAUUGCGAGCGAAUAUAGCCUUUAAAGUUUGUGGUCUUAGACACCACAAUUGAUGUUUUUUAUGCAUUUUAUGUAAUACUGUCGUUUAUAUUCAUGGUAAAUAUGAUUUUGUAUAUAAAAUAUAGUCAAUUGUUGAAAUUGGUUAGCAGAAUUAAGACAAAAAUGUUACAGAAGCUUGAGUUAUUCCUUUAGUUACUAGUGCAUGGAGUUAUUAUUUAAUCUAGUGGCAAAUUAGCUACAGUAGGAGUUGAGAUUAAAUUAUUGUCCACUCGCUUACAACGUGAACAUGAUCUAAAUCAUAGUUUCCCAAAGUGGUCCCUACCACCUAAAGUAACUCCACAUUCUUAUAAUUAUUAGUACAAAAGAUCGAACACAGAAAAAUUCGCAUUGUCUUCAGCAUACCAGGCCUAUCAUCUCCCGACUACGCUAUGGAACAAACUAGCAGACCCAACGAGUUUUUCUACGUGUUUGUUGCAAAUCUUUGUUAUAUGAUUAUUAGUUUUCAUUUUCUUAAUUUUGAAUUCAAUUUAAAUCAGCUCAAUACUUUCGCAUUAAAACGCAAAAUCGACAAGGUUCGAGUUAGCGAUUGCUGGUGUCUAUAUUAUUUUUAUCACUUUCAUGUGAUAAAAGCACUUCUAACAUAUGAUCACAUGUGACUUUAUUAUACUAAGGCUACAAUAUAUGGGUGAAAAUCUUUAUUCUUCGAACUAGACGAAACCGCCACCUGUU
Hyposmocoma kahamanoa is the source of this 2204-nucleotide messenger RNA. RefSeq names its product motile sperm domain-containing protein 2-like. Lineage: Eukaryota; Metazoa; Arthropoda; Insecta; Lepidoptera; Cosmopterigidae. The record is from RefSeq and is a predicted model, not a curated record. The transcript has a single exon. The coding region runs from base 120 to 1493 and encodes 457 amino acids.